UUUCAUUACUCUAUCCUAUUUCUCUUUCCAUUACCAAUCUCAAAUGAACAAAUCAAAAAUGAGGUAAGAGAAUAUUCGUUUACUUAGAAUGAAAAUAAAAUGGGUCCCAGUUGUCCUAAUAUUACGGAAAGUAGCAAGAAUGAGGGUCGUCGUUUUCCGAGACUGACAUUUCUGAUUCACAUAAACCAAUAAAAAACAAACCCAACAAAAAAAUCCCAGUUUUCUAAGACAGAUCUAAAUCUCACUCCAAAACAAAACAAAAUAUAUUUCUCCCUCACCUUUGCAUCUAACACUCCACUUCACUCUGUACUUCAGUUGAGUUCACUUUGCAUCUACCACCACAUUCCAUGUCCACUCCCACAGAGAAUCAAAACUCACCAUCACUAGCCAUUGAAAUCCCUCUGAUACACACAGAAGAUGGUCAAACCAACAGCACCCUUAAUCUCUCCAAGUUUCUCAGCCGUUUAGAGACUUUUCUAACGUUGUUUGGUUACUGUCAAAGCUCAUUUGUAAGCUUAGUACUGUCAUGGAUCUCUUUUUUGCUUCUGGGUAUUGUUCUUCCUGUGUUUUUGAUCAAACUCUCGGCUUCUGCAAAGUUUGAUAAGUACCAGAUUAAUACCUUUGAGUUUCAGAUUCUGGUGUUUCAGUCUCUCAGUGCUGCUAUUUCUCUUCUUUGCAUAUCUCAUAACUUGAGAAAGUAUGGUGUUAGAAACUUUCUGUUUGUGGAUAGGUUUCAUGGUCAUUCCAAGGAGUUUCAUCAAGAUUAUGCUGACAAGAUUUAUGAAUUCUUCAAGUUGUUGGCAAUAUGGGUGUCCCCAUGUUUAUUUCUAAAGAUUGCUCGUGAGGUCUUUCGUCUGAUCUAUGUUCAUCAUGAUCCUUUGUGGGAAUCUGCUGCUAUACUGACUGGCUUGAUUGUCUCAUGGACUUACUCCACCAUUAUCUAUCUAUCCGGCUGUGCUUUAUUCAACCUGCUCUGCAAUUUACAAGUCGUACACUUCGACAAUUAUGGAAAGUUAUUAGAGAAAGAUAUGGAUGUUCUGGUUUAUAUAGAGGAACACAUUCGUCUAACGCAUCAUUUGUCGAAGAUCAGCCACAGGUUUCGAAUCUUCUUCAUUUUCGAGCUUUUGGUAGUGACUGCUAGCCAGAUUGUGGCUCUGUUUCAAACCACAGGCAACAAAACAAUUAUCAACCUCGUAAAUGGUGGCGAUUUUUUAAUAUCUUCAGUGGCGGAGCUUGUUGGAUUAAUAAUAUGCCUACAUGCAGCUGCAAAGACUACGCAUAGAGCUCAAGGUGUUUCAUCAGUUGCUUCGAAAUGGCAUGCUUUAGUUACUUGCACCUCAAGCAAUAGUAAUACAGAUUUAGAAGCUCCAAGUACCGGCGGUCCACUGCGAGCGAGUUACUCUCAAAGUGAUCUUCAGUCAGUUGACUACGUGCCACUGCCUACAAAUUCCCAACUCAGUUCAUCAAGUCAAUCUUUUAACAUGAGACAAUCUUUUGUGGCAUAUCUACAGAGCAAUGCUGGUGGGUUUUCUGUGUUUGGAUGGAUGAUCGACCGGCCACUCAUUAACACCAUCUUUUUCCUUGAGAUCUCGUUUGUCAUGUUUGUGCUCGGCAAGACCCUAAUUUACACUCCCAAUUAACAAUCUUAACACCUUUCCAAUUUUGGGCACCAAUCAUUAUGUUAAGAACCAGCUAAGUUAAAGAUUAAACAUUAUUGAGUUGCUAUGGAUAAUCGCUUGUGGUUUCUUAUCUCAAUGCCAUUUAGAUUCAGAACUUCCA
Molecule: messenger RNA, 1779 nt
Organism: Mercurialis annua (annual mercury)
Lineage: Eukaryota; Viridiplantae; Streptophyta; Magnoliopsida; Malpighiales; Euphorbiaceae
Exons: 4
Coding region: 348-1640 (430 amino acids)
Source: RefSeq, a predicted model, not a curated record